UUUCUGAACUUUUACGUUUUGGGGACAAGAUGGAGAAGAAGGUAGCUUUGGUUUUGUCGUUGAUGUUGCUUAUGUCUAUGAACUCGGUGUUGGUUUCGGCUGAGGAAGCAGCACCAACGGUUGGACAGAGGGUAGACACAGCCAUGAACGACGUUACCAACUUCUACAAUGAACAUGCCGGUCCUGCCGCUGAUACCGUCUCCUCUACCGCCAAAUCCGUCUACAACUGGUUUGGUGACAGAGCUAAGGAAUGGGGCCUCUAAACGAUGUGUCUAUGAGCGAAGGAGUUGCGGACUUGGGAUUGGAAACAUUCCCAUGUAUAAAACUUUGAUCUCUAUGUACCUAUUUGAUGUAACACUAACAUUAUAAGAAAGAGAUAGUCGAUAUUA
Molecule: messenger RNA, 389 nt
Organism: Raphanus sativus (radish)
Lineage: Eukaryota; Viridiplantae; Streptophyta; Magnoliopsida; Brassicales; Brassicaceae
Exons: 2
Coding region: 30-263 (77 amino acids)
Source: RefSeq, a predicted model, not a curated record